Messenger RNA from Patella vulgata (common limpet), 3455 nucleotides. RefSeq names its product solute carrier family 35 member F6. The transcript has 8 exons. The record is from RefSeq and is a predicted model, not a curated record. NCBI's taxonomy places the organism in Eukaryota, Metazoa, Mollusca, Gastropoda, Patellidae. Bases 90 to 1379 code for a protein of 429 amino acids. Gene Ontology annotation, cellular component: intracellular membrane-bounded organelle; membrane.
UCCCAGUAAAGAAGGAAGCUUUAUUUAACGAGGAAAUAAAAUAAAAUCUCGGUUGUCUUGGAAGGAGAAAAACUUUAAUUUGAACAAAAAUGGAACCAGAAGGCCAUCAAAGUGUUAUUAAAUAUCUAAUCACUGGUUUUAUUUUGAUUAUCAGUGAAAUUAUCACAUCACUUGCGAGGACGUGGGGUAAAAUAAUUAGGGUACCCGGUUCAAGUGGAGCAUUCGCACCAAAUGAUGAUGGAAGUACGUAUACCGGUCAUAGUGAUGGACAUUUUGAUGAAUUUGGUGCCGGAGAUGGAAAAAAGCCCCAUGAAUUCUACCAUACUUUCUUUAUGGCACCGAUGUUGUAUUUACCCCAACUAUUCUGUUUGUUGUUAUUUUAUAUAAUGAGUGGGACGGGGUGUGGCCGACGUUAUCUUCACCCAGAACAAGAACGGAAUGCUGUUGAAGGUGCACAGAACCCUCGGGGUGGUGCUCGUCGCCCCCUUAACAGAAGGGUAGAACAGGAUAUGCGUUACAGUAAAGGGAUUUUUGUCAUUCCUGCCAUUUUUAAUUAUGCAGCAACAUGUCUUCUAUAUGUAGGCUUCAAUCUCACUUAUCCCUCUAGUACUAUUCUGUUUAAAGGUGCCAUUCUGUUUUUCACGUCACUCUUAUCUGUGGCGUUCCUCGGCAGAAACAUGAACCCAAGAAUGUGGAUAGGUGUUGUAAUUGGCAUUAUGGGACUGGCGAAUUUAGGAAUUCAUGAUUAUAUCUAUAUGUCCAGGAAUGAUUAUGAUACAAAUGGAAUCGUCGCAGGAGAUUUGCUGAUUGUCAUGGCUCAAAUAAUGUAUUCUAUCCAGGCCGUCAUCGAACAGAAGCUUCUAACUCGUUACACAAAUCUCACACCUCUAGAAACUCUCGGAUUCGAAGGAUUGUACGGAUUUUGUAUCUCAUUCUUUCUGCUCAUCAUAUUUUCGUUUGUCAAUGCUGGGGCCUUCAGCAAUCUACCUGACCACUAUCUGGAAGCACCAAUCGAUGCCUUGAAACAGAUGAGGAAUUCAUGGCAAGCCUCCAUUAUAGUCAUAGGGAUGAUGAUAUUCAACACCAUCCACUACUUAAUGGCUCUAAUGAUCACCAAGGAUUAUGGUGCCACUCCAAGAAUGGUCAUCAAUUCUAUCGCCUAUGCUGUCACCUGGGGGAUAAUUCUUGCCUUGAAAUGGCAAACAUAUAAAUGGUACCUUAUUCCUGGUUUUCCUCUGGUUGUCCUUGGUUUUUUGGUAUAUUUUGAUGUAUUUAUGUGUAUUUAUCGCUUCAUCAGACGGUACCUUUGUCGAGCAGAAGUUGAGGAUGAUCAGGUUAACUUAUUGGGCAAUGGACACGCAGGUGGUGCUAUACAGUAGUUUGGAACUACAGAAUGGAAACUUCAAAACAAUGAAUGGAUAAAAUGAUGUCUUCUGCUUGUCAUUUAUCUCAGAUAAUUUUUUUAUGUUAUAUUUUAAAAUUCAUAUACAAAGUGCUUUAAAAAUGAGAUAUAAUUUCUCUUUAAAAAAAAUUGUAUAUUAUGUGUUUCAUUUUUUUUUUAUUUUAAAUUUGUUUUAAGAACGUGUUUUGUAUAUAAAUGUAUUAAGGGAAUUAUGUUUGUGAGAUUCCCUAAUUUGUUAGCAUUUUUCAUGUUAAAGGCACAAAACUAGAGACUAAAAGACCACACCAUUUAAAAUUUGCUUCCUUUUCUUCAAAAAAACAAAAUUAUUUAAAAAGCUUUUAAGGUUUGAAAUUUUUAACAAGAGCAGGUCUCACACUGGCUUUUAAUUUUUUUCCGUCAAAAUGGAUGAUAAUUGUUAUAUACUGAAAUAUUCAUGUAUCUUUUCCACCAACUGGAAUAUUUUAUCUGCCAAAAAAUUGUGAUAAGAAAGAAAAUAUGUAAGAAUUUUAUUUCCCUGGUAGGCCUAUUAUAUAACAAUUACCGAUUUAAUUAUAAUAUACAACAACUGAAAAAAUCCGUCUUUACAAAAUACAUUAGCCCAGUUUUGAGAUGAUUUACGAAGAUCGAAUAUUUUUUUUUAUCGUGACUUUAGUCUAUUUGCACACCGUAUUUCGCAAUAUAUUUUCAGUAUUUACACAUCAAUCUCAACCAAGGAUUGCCAAUUUUUUAUAAAUUUAUGUGUUACGUGUACAAUAGAAUGAUUUACAUUUAAAUUUUAUUUGUAAGAAAUGCUUACAAUUAUAUUCGUCGUUCACUUUCCGCCAAGAAAAUUGCUGUGACAUCAUUUUAGUCCUUCUGCUCAUAUUCUAGUCUAUAUUUCUAUGAGCGAAACAACUAAAAUGACAUCACAGAUUGUUUAUUGACGAAAAGUUACGACUACUCACGGAGAACGGCGGAAAUCACUAACAUUGAAAUUUACCUAUGACAGGUAACAUUGACAUUCAGGAUCAUUUUAUACUUAUCGAAAGGAUAUGUUGACAUAAUUACUUGCAUUAUUUAGCAAAAUUAUGAAGCUUUUCCGGUGAGCUUUAAGCUAUGAAUCCCAGCCAGACCUUUUUAAAGACAGUCACUGAUAAAACCCUAUUUAUGAGAAUUUAGCCAAAAGACGAUCAAGUUACGAAUCGUAUCAAUUCAGAAGCUAUAGUCUCGAUUUGAGGCUGACCGACAUAUUUACAAAUCUAAAUUAGAAUUUCUCAGUCACCCAAAGGAACUUUUUAUUUUGUACUUUACCAAAAAUAAGGGUGGAUAGCCCCGGACAUUUCCACCACUUUGUCCCCCGCCUAAUUUUGGAGCUGAUCAAUCCUAACAUAAAUUAUUGCAAUCUGAAGUUCUCAUUAUACAUUCCAUUUCUUUCCAUCCUUCAUCUUAAAUGUCUUCAAUUCUCAGUCAGCAACUGAAGGAUAACUCAAUUCUAUCUAUGAACAUCUACAUCAAGAUAGUAUCUAACCCAUGAUUAGGUUUUAAUCAUUAAUGACGAUCCCAAGAAUACUAUUUAUUCCAUACUUUUGUUAAAUAUAUAUUUGUAAAAGUUGCAUGAUCAGAGUUAUUUAUUUUUUAAAAGAUCUUUAAUUGAAAAAUCUCGAUUUUUAAAAGCUCUUUAAUCGAAAAAUCUCGAUUUGAGUUUUUUAAAAGAUCUUGAAUCGAAAAAUCUGCAUUUGGGUUUUUUAAAAGAUCUUUACUUGGAAAAUCUGCAUUUGAAUUUUUUAAAGAUUUUUAAUAUGAAAAUCUGUAUUUAAUCUACAUGUUUUUAUUUUAGAUGUUUUCAUUCGUUUAAUCAAAGAUCUGAAUAGACUGUAAUUACUACAUAUAAACAUAAUAAUUAAUUUAAUUAGUUUCUUUUGUUUGUACUUUUUAAAGAUACAUUAUGUAAGAUUUAGAUAAAGAGCUGAUCAUUAAAGAUACAUUAUGUAAGAUUUAGAUAAAGAGCUGAUCAUUAAAGAUACAUUAUGUAAGAUUUAGAUAAAGAGCUGAUCAUUAAAGAUACAUUGCAAGA